GCUGCUCGCUUGCCUGCAGAACUACUACUGAUACCCAGAAAUAUUGAUCCAGAGAUAGUGAAGUUCGGGUAUGGUGAGUCCAGAUAUGACUGUACCCAAAAGGUGGUGGUAUUGAAAGAUGAUGAUUGUCGAUUGCAAUUUAAAAGAAUGCUCAGCGUUCCAAAAAAUAUUUUACUCAAUUGUCUAUCCGCACCACCAGCUUUUACUGAGCCAUAGAAAUUCGUCAUUCAUUAUAUUCCAUCCUAUCACAGCAGUCCCGCUUUUCGUCAUGCUCAAUGACACAGCUGGGAAAGGUGUCUUUGGAGGACUUACCUGUCGAGUUCCAACCUGUAGCCCACGACACCAUGACGAAAGCCCCCAAAAACCGUCACCCCCGACAAAGCGGGCUGGUCUUCAGUCACUCCCUUCCAUUACUGCGUCGGAGGUCGGUUCCUAAUAUCAGAAUUUUCUCCCAGGGCUCAAAGCCACAUCAAUCCACUACAGAUCCAUCCGAUCACAAGGUUAUCAGUCUUGACUUCCUGGAGUACGAACAGCGCCUGGGAGGAGCUCAUGUCCACGAGGACGGGCUGCGAAUAUCAAGGUACUACAAAGGAGCAAAUAGACCGACUGCCGCAUCCAUACCUGCCUACUGGGGAUGGUUACGGGCUACACAAUAUCAAGCGGUAGCUGGAAACUGGGUAAUUCUUUGGUCCAAGAACAUGGCGAAGCGGUCAGUUAUCGUGUGGAAUGGAUGCCUCGGUGCAUUAUGCUCUAUCUUUGGCUAUAACUGAAGCAAGAUGGUGAGCUUUGGCAGGCACUGGGAUUUCUCUGUGAAGGGUGGCUCUAUAAAGUCCGGUCAGUUACCAGAAAGGCAGAUAGAAUAGCAGUAGUCAAUAUCAU
Molecule: messenger RNA, 879 nt
Organism: Eremomyces bilateralis CBS 781.70
Lineage: Eukaryota; Fungi; Ascomycota; Dothideomycetes; Eremomycetales; Eremomycetaceae
Exons: 2
Coding region: 276-770 (164 amino acids)
Source: RefSeq, a predicted model, not a curated record